GCGCGGUGGGCGCGCGCCGUGCGACGUCACCGCGCCCGCGCCGUGCAGCCGGCCCGGGGGCUUUCGGGAAGGCGGAGGAUGAGCGGUCCGGUGAGGCCGCUUCCGGAGUCCUGCGGCCCCGCGAUUUACAGCACUGAAGAGUCUCCAUUUCCUUCCGUGUUUCCCUAGAAAUAAACUGAGUCAUGGAAAUCUGAAAAUUUUUAUAAAAAAUGCAGUUUAAAUACUAUGGAGUGUACUUUUGUGUAUGAAUAGUUAUAUAAAUAUUGAGUUCUCAAAAAAGGCUAGUUAGUAUGGUACAUUUGUUAACAGGAAUGCUGUGGUAAAACAGGCUUGUUAGAUACUUGUGGUAACAGAAGAGAGCUAUGUCUUCAUAAAGUGCUUCAUGCUUAUAACAGACUUAGUGAAGCUAAGUGGACUUUUAAAAAUGCAGUCUACUCAAGUUUAUGGACAAAAUACUGUCUGUUGACCAGAUAUAUUAAAAUAAUAGACACAGGAAGGAUUAAGGUUGUGACAUAUAAGAUUUAACAGGUGAGAUUAAUAACAGUUUAAGCUUUAAGCAAAGGUCAUUCACCACAUAUACUGUAGUCUUAAUAGGUGUGUUAACUUCCCCAGAAGGUAACUGAGAUUAGUAUAAACCACUUUAGGAAAUACUGUGAUGAUGAGCUGUGUGAAAUUAGCUUUUAGGAAAUGUGGCCAUGUGGAAAGUUUACUUAUUUGUAUUUGGUAGACAGUAGAGUAGGUUUGGACCUUGUGUUAAAGUCCUUAUAAGGGGAAAAAGCUUGCAUUUAAUUUUUCCAAUAUAGUCAGCACUUGACAGUAUAUCUUUAUUUCAUAACUUUUAACGAAGGUAAAUUAUGGUUAAAUAGCUCUUGGGUUACCUAGAAGAGUUCAUGUGAUCCUAGAGUCGUGAGUGCUUAGUGUGAGGUUGUGAGAGGCUUCACAAGUACAGUUUAAGCUGUCAGAUAGUCUCACCACUCAUGCACAAAGCUCUCUCCCAAAGAGUUGUCCGAGGUGCCUGACACCAAAACCCACAAGUAUAAUGGAAAGCAGCCCAGCCCUGCCAGACUGGACAAGAGAGAGCAAAGAAAAAAUGAAGUACGACUUUUCAUGUGAGCUGUACCGCUUGUCCACGUUCUCGGCUUUCCCCGCUGGGGUUCCUGUCUCGGAAAGGAGCCUGGCUCGCGCUGGCUUCUACUACACGGGCGUCAACGACAAGGUCAAGUGCUUCUGCUGCGGCCUGAUGCUGGACAACUGGAAGCAAGGCGACAGUCCCGUGGAGAAGCACAGACAGCUGUACCCCAGCUGCAGCUUUGCCCGCACCCUGCUCUCUGCUAGUCUGCAGUCCCCAUCCAAGGACACAGCCCCUGUGAGAAGUGGGCUUACACAUUCGUUACCUGUUCCCGAACGAGCUGGCGCUCACUCCAGCCUGUCCUCAAACCCUCUUAAUUCCAGAGCAGUGGAAGACUUGUCAUCCAGGACAAAUCCCUGCAGCUAUGCCAUGGUUACUGAAGAGGCCAGGUUUCUUACCUACAGUGCGUGGCCAUUAAGCUUCCUGUCCCCGGCCGAGCUGGCCAGAGCUGGCUUCUAUUACAUAGGACCUGGAGACAGGGUGGCCUGCUUUGCCUGCGGUGGGAAACUGAGCAACUGGGAGCCAAAGGAUGAUGCCAUGUCAGAGCAUCGGAGACAUUUCCCCAACUGUCCAUUUCUGGAAAGUUCUUCAGAAACACAGAGGUUUAGUGUAUCAAAUCUGAGCAUGCAGACACACACUGCCCGAAUGAGGACGUUUCUGUGCUGGCCGUCCAGUGUUCCUAUCCAGCCUGAGCAGCUUGCAAGUGCUGGCUUUUACUAUGUGGAUCGCAACGAUGAUGUCAAGUGCUUUUGUUGUGAUGGUGGUUUGAGAUGUUGGGAGUCUGGAGAUGACCCCUGGGUAGAACAUGCCAAAUGGUUUCCAAGGUGUGAGUUCUUGAUACGGAUGAAGGGGCAGGAGUUUGUUGAUGAAAUUCAAGCUAGAUAUCCUCAUCUUCUUGAACAGCUGUUGUCCACUUCAGACACCCCAGGAGAAGAAAAUGGCGACCCUCCAAUUGUGCACUUCGGACCUGAUGAAAGUUCAGAAGAUGUGGUCAUGAUGAACACGCCUGUGGUUAAAGCGGCUUUGGAAAUGGGCUUCAGUAGGAGCCUGGUAAGACAGACAGUUCAGCGUCAGAUCCUGGCCACUGGCGAGAGCUACAGGACGGUCAGCGACCUCGUGUCAGCACUUCUUGAUGCUGAGAGUGAAAGGAGAGAGGAGGAGGAGGAGAGACAGACUGAAGAAACCGCGUCAGGUGACUUGUCAUUAAUACGGAAGAAUAGAAUGGCCCUCUUUCAGCAGUUGACAUGUGUCCUUCCUCUCCUGGACAGUCUUCUUGAGGCCAGUGUGAUUACUAAACAGGAACAUGAUAUUAUUAGACAGAAAACACAGACACCCUUACAAGCAAGAGAGCUGAUUGACACUGUUUUAGUCAAAGGAAAUGCUGCAGCCAACAUCUUCAAAAACUGUCUGAAGGAAAUCGACUCCACAUUAUAUGAAGACUUAUUUGUGGAAAAGAAUAUGAAGUAUAUUCCAACAGAAGAUGUUUCAGGCUUGUCACUGGAAGAGCAGUUGCGGAGAUUGCAAGAAGAACGAACUUGCAAAGUGUGUAUGGACAGAGAGGUUUCUGUUGUGUUCAUUCCUUGUGGUCAUCUGGUAGUCUGUCAGGAGUGUGCCCCUUCCUUGAGAAAGUGCCCCAUCUGCCGGGGUACAAUCAAGGGGACUGUGCGCACAUUUCUCUCAUAAGUGAAGAGUGGCUUUAAAGUAUUGUUGGACACCAGAAGUCGUCUGCACAAAUAGUGGAUUACUGAUUCAACCAAUACAUUCAUGUUUGCUCUUCAGAAUUAAUGAUCUUGCUUCGUGAAAGGUAGUGCUGUGUAUUGACUCUUGAUCUGUUUGCUUGGAAGGGAACGUCUGUGCCGAUGAGCUAAGGGAGUAUGUGUGUAUAAGAAUAGGAGUGGCAGUGCUGUGGCUUGCUGUGUCAUUCACGAGUUACUGGAUUUGGAGGUGGUGUGGAGCUCAGAAGUUCUGGAAAGCAGUAGUCCUGGCACUCAGCAGUUAGGGUGCCCCAUGCUUCUUGGUGCUUUUCCUUUCUGGAAAAUAAGGAUUUUUCUGUUACUUGGUAAAUAGGAUUCCCCAGGUUGUGAGAAACAUAUUAAUAAAGUGUUUUUUAAAGGCUUGCA
Messenger RNA from Mesocricetus auratus (golden hamster), 3249 nucleotides. RefSeq names its product baculoviral IAP repeat containing 2 (gene Birc2). The transcript is spliced from 9 exons. Lineage: Eukaryota; Metazoa; Chordata; Mammalia; Rodentia; Cricetidae. Gene Ontology annotation, biological process: regulation of apoptotic process. Bases 1040 to 2812 code for a protein of 590 amino acids. The record is from RefSeq and is a predicted model, not a curated record.